Lutzomyia longipalpis is the source of this 4164-nucleotide messenger RNA. RefSeq names its product protein Atossa (gene atos). The record is from RefSeq and is a predicted model, not a curated record. The coding region runs from base 280 to 3546 and encodes 1088 amino acids. NCBI's taxonomy places the organism in Eukaryota, Metazoa, Arthropoda, Insecta, Diptera, Psychodidae. The transcript has 7 exons.
GAGCAGCUCUGGGGAAAAGUCAUUCGUCUGGAUUGUCUGCUUCGAGUUCUUGGAUCGUUUCUCUUAGCGAACAGAUGUAAUCGUGCCUCUGAAGUGAACGAAACACGAAGUUUACGAGAGCAAAGGUGAACUUUUCCCAAGGAAAAAGUGUUGAAAAACUCAAGAAAAAUGCUUAAAUUGUGCAAAAAAAUGUUCUUUAGUGAUUAUAGUAUAGCUAUUGGACUAUAAUAGUUGCAAUUUCCACGUUCAUUCGUCAUUUGGAUUACAAAUAUCGUCAAGAUGCACAGUGGUAGCUGUAUAGCACCAUCAACCCCGGCCUUCUCCGUGUCCAUUGGGAUUGCCGCGUUGGUGCUGGAGGGGCGCUCAGGGACGAAUGACGAGGAGCCACGCGAUGCCUCCGGGAGUCAGCAGCAAUUGUCAUCGACGUCCACGGCGAGCUUGUGGGCAAAAUCCGAUUCCGUUCAGAAUAUCCAUCGUCUGAAGCAGAAGUUGCGCCAAUUGCGUUCGGCACCGAGUACGAGUAAAGAUUCAGCAGAGUAUAGCCAAGCCACGGGCACAAUGCUGACAUCAGCCACUGAGGAUUUUGACUCGGACAAUGAUCUCGAACCCAUUGUGAAGGCAACAGCAACAUCAUCUAGUGCCAGCAGUUCUGCCAGCUCCGGUGACACAGCGAGUCUUCUCGAUUCACUGCAGAAUCUCGCAUCGACGUGCCUCAAAUCCACCAAACCGAGAUCCCUAAAGGCAAUUGGUUUGUUCAAGAGUGAUUUGGAUACGAGCUUCUCCAGUCUGCGUGCCAGAUCGUCGUCCACGUCGUCGGUGAUGUCCAAGGAGAUGAUGACAAAGAAAUGCAGCAGUAGUACCAUUGUGAAGAAAUCCAGCACCUCAUGUGGCUUUCACUGUGAGCAAUUCCUCAAGAAGAUUGGUGUCAUCAAGCAAUCGCAGGACAAUGAUACGGAGCACUACUGCAGUGAUUUGGCAGAAAGUUGUUGUCGUUGGCAAAUGCAAUAUAAACAAAUGGCAGCUAUUCUCAGUCGAGGCAAUGGAAUUUGUAUUGAGGUGUAUCUUGGGCCAGAAAUGCAACCCCUACUCCUUGAACAGUGGAUCAUACAGAAGAUUGACAAACCCGUUGAGCCCGCUAUGACACUCCCAUCACUGUGCACGGCAAUACGUAGUCAGUUGCAUUUUUCCCAGAUCACCGCAUGGACGGAUUUGCUGUCCAGCGGCGAGGAGAUGCGCGACAAUCCUCGAAUUUCCUUUGGACAAUCCCUUGCACCGCGUCUCGAUAUCUUCUAUCGCGUUAAGUCGUACGAUGCGGUGUCGCACUUUGACAAUCCACCCCUUGUGCACAAUUUCCCGAAUGUGCGUCUGGAUGAUGGUGUGGCGGUUCAGGUGUGCCUGAAGAGUUUGCCGCGCAUGGAUGGCAUCCCGAAGCUCAAUGAGGAGCAAGCGGGUGCGGUGAGUGAGGAGAGGGAGAUGAUUUCGGUGCCAUGUUGCAUGGAGAAGGGGAAGCAUCGGUGUACAUUUGAUGAGGAGUCCCCCACGGAGAUUAUGAGUAGUAUGGAUAUCCUGCCAUCGGUGUUGCAUCGGGAGAAGCAGCUGCAGAAGUACAAGAAGAGACUAAUGCGGCGCGAUAAGAAGAAGAUGAAGCAUGGAGCUGAUGAGGAGAUGUUUGGGAAGUGGAUGAAUGCUGCGGGGGGUUUUAGUGGGCAGGAAGACGAGGAAGUUGCUGCAGUGGUGGCAGCACCGUGUAUGCCGAAGGAGAUGGAGGCACGGAGGAAUUGUGCGGGGGAUACGUGCAAUGCACACAAUGGACCGGGGGAUAAGAUGGUGCCCAAGCCACCGAUAAAUGAUCUCAGACCACCACUCUAUUUCGCGUCCCAGGGUAUUGGGUCGUGCCUGGAUAGUCGAUCCAGUAUCCCACCACAGGCACGGAGUGCCAAUCAAAUGACACAGGGGACCCAAACGGCCACAAUGGUCCAUGAUUCGAUCACUGUGUCCACCCAGACCGAUCUCAUGGACUGCUUUCCACAAUGUGAUUUUUGCAACAAUGAAAUGCAAUACAUAUGCUGGAACUGUGAUAAUAAUAUUAUUGUGAAUCUGGCCAAGGAUGAGACUCCGUGCAAGAAGGUAGCACCGCUCAAUAAAGCGGAUAUGCUGCUACAGGCGAUGCAACGUACAGCAUUGGCCAAGAGUCGAUCCCACGAUCACACGUGCGACAGAGGAUCAUGUGAUAGCGCCAAUGGGGAUUUGGAUUGUCGCCUGUGCAAGAGGCAGAAGAUAAAGCACAGCUAUGCAACCGAAGCAACUGAUGUGCGUCGUGAGUUGAGUCAGUUUGAUGAGAUGAGUCUCGAUGUGGUGGCCAAGUCAGUAAAAGAAUUUUCCGUGGAAGAUCAAUAUAGGACUCCACCCCCUCAACCAAGUGGUACAACUGCCACAAUAGCAACUGCCCAAACACCACAGAGGGGUGCUCCAACAUCCGAUGGGUUUAUGGCAACAAAUGGUGUCAUGAAUACCGUAAGAUCUUCCCUGAGUCGUGUGCGUAAUCUACCAAAGAUCAAUCUUUCGAGUGUCUUCAGCGAUGAACGGCGUGGGCAUGAGCAUAAAUCCUCCCCAAUUCCCAUAAGAAAUAUUUUCAAUUUUGACGUUGUAGCACCCGAACGUGAUGAUUCGGUGGUUCCUGUGCAAAAAUCCAAUUCAGCCCCAACUUUCAAUGGCAACUCACAAACCCUUUCGCCGCGCUUUAUUAAAUCCGCCGCAAUUUACAAGAGGAGAUCACGACAUCUCUCCGAUCGAUCGUCCGAGAGAUCAUCCAUCGGAUCAGACGAACAGAUUUCAGAUGAUGAUCUCACAAUUGAUAGCCCAAUGACAUCACCAAUUAAGCUCUCAUCGAGUUCCACGUGGAAAUUACCAUUCGGCCGUAGAGGGCUUUUAGGAUCUCUGGAGGAAUCUCUUCUACAGAGGCGCAUUGUUCCAAAAUUUCAAGUUCCUGGCUUUCGAAUCUUACUGGGAGCAUCCGGAAGUUUCUGUCCAACACAACUCACGAUCCCCGCUAAAACUUUCUUCUACGAAAUCUCCGGCGAGACAAUCAGUACGCCAUAUGUGUGUGAGGUACGUCUUUCACGAAAGGGAUAUUCCAUUCCACGUUCGGGAACAAUUCAGGUGACACUGCUGAAUCCAUUGGGGACAGUGGUGCGCAUGUUUGUGGUGUCGUAUGAUUUCCGGGAGAUGCCCAAUAUGGCCACAACGUUCAUCCGACAGCGUGUAUUGGCUUUCGAUGAGGACCUCAAUCCAGGCCGGGAGGUGGCUAAUUUGACGACAUUGGAGCAAAUGAAGCUCCUCCGUUAUGUCAUUCAUCUCAAAUUUCAAACAUCACGUUCGGGUCGAUUGUCCCUCCAUUCGGACAUAAAGAUGCUCAUUUCGAGACGAACGGAUUGUGAUACUGCAGCUGCUCACGCCAAAGAUGCCCUCGAGAGUCCCAAUGAGCUCAAAACACUCACGAUACAGCCGGAUAAUCCACGUUAUAGUCUCCGGAUUGAUAAGUAUUGAUGUGGGCAGCGUGCAGCUCUCAUAUGAGAAUAUGUUAUUUUUUAUAUAUUCUCAUAUGCGUGAAAUAUUUUAUUUUAAAAUUUUUUCUUUCAUCUAAUUACUCGAAAAAAAAAUCACAGAAAUUUUUAAUGAUAAAAAAGAAACAAUAUUUUAUCGAAAUAAUUUUAAGUUUUAACGAUUAGGCAGCGCGAAAAUUUUUCUUUUUUUUAUUGAGCGUAGAAUUUUAAUUUGUCGAUGUCUCAUCUUUUUAGCGUUUUGUGAUUUUUUUCUUAAAAAUAAUUUUUUAGAAUUAUAUAAAAAAUGUGAAUUUUUCUUCUAUUAUCGUCAUGAAAAUAUUUUUUCCUUAUUUAUUUUUAUUCUUAAAUUUAUGCCAAACGAAAUUUUAGCAUGGAUUUAAAGAAAAAACCGAUGAAAAUGAAUAAGCAUUCAUUUUGCAAUAUUUUGUUUUACAAAAAAAUGGAAACAAUUCUAUAAUUUUUUAUUCUUGGCGGAAUUUUAUGCAAUUUGGGUUGGAUUGAGAAGAGGGGGAGUAUUUAAGGAAAAACAAAAACAUAGUCAUUUCUUGAAGUAUGUAGAAAAGAAGUUUUAAAUGGAAGAGAAUUAAAUGGAGAAAUUUUA